AUGUUGGAAGUUAUUGUCUUUAUCUAUAGCCGGGGUGUUAUCCAUUUCGACCUUGCUCUACGACAGUUCUUCAUCGAUGACAACUUUGAUCUACGACUUAGCGAUUUCAACUCUUCGCAAUGCCCUGGUCAUAUAGCGCUUGGCUAUGAGAAAGCUUCACACUGCUUACCGCAAGAUUAUGCACUUCUUAACACCGAAGCCUCCGACAUCUUUGCCCUAGGAUCUACCCUUUCUGAGCUAGUUACUGGCGAAGCCCCUUAUAGCGAACUUUACGGGCCAAAAUCUGACGAUCCAGAUAUCAUCGAAGCUCGACUCCAACGACAGGAUGUGAUAGACUAUGGUAUUGAAACACCCUACAAAAAUGGCAAUUGCCCGGAUGUCGCUGAUAUAUUUGGGGGGGAAGUCCUAUUAGGUUGUUGGAGAGGGGAGAUUUCUACCGCUCAAGAAGCACUUGAUUUGUACUUGCACAGCUCCUAA
Messenger RNA from Penicillium egyptiacum, 477 nucleotides. The record is from the annotation of a GenBank genome assembly. NCBI's taxonomy places the organism in Eukaryota, Fungi, Ascomycota, Eurotiomycetes, Eurotiales, Aspergillaceae.